AUGGAAGCUCUUAGCUUCUUUGUGGUGUUAUCAUCCUUGUUGCUUCUCCUAAUUAGUACACAAUCAAGCUCAGCUCAACUUACUUAUGGCUUCUACCGUAACACAUGCCCCAAUGUGGAACAGUUGGUUCGCUCUGCCGUUCAACAAAAGUUCCAAGAGACCUUUGUGACUGCUCCUUCCACUCUUAGACUCUUCUUCCAUGAUUGCUUUGUGAGGGGUUGUGAUGCUUCGAUUUUGCUUUCAUCUCCAAAUAAUAAAGCAGAGAAAGAUCAUCCUGAUGACAUUUCACUUGCUGGGGAUGGCUUUGACACAGUGGUUAGGGCCAAGGCAGCUAUUGAUAGUGACCCUCAAUGCAGAAACAAAGUCUCUUGUGCUGAUAUACUUGCUCUGGCUACUAGGGAUGUGAUACGUUUGACUGGGGGACCAUGGUAUGAAGUUGAAUUGGGAAGGCGUGAUGGGAGAAUAUCUACUAUUGCAAGUGUUCAACGCCGUCUUCCUCGCCCUGACUUCAAUUUGGAUCAACUUAAUUCUAUGUUUAGCUUUAAUGGUCUCUCCCAAACGGAUAUGAUUGCAUUAUCAGGUGCACAUACAAUUGGAUUCUCUCAUUGCAGUCGUUUCUCACACCGAAUUUACAAUUUUAGCCCCAAAAGGCUGAUUGACCCAACACUGAAUUGGCAAUAUGCUUUGGAACUUAGAGAGGCUUGCCCUCUAAGAGUUGAUCCUAGAAUUGCCAUAAACAUGGACCCUGUCACACCUCAAACGUUUGACAACCAAUACUUCAAGAAUCUAGAUAAUGGAAUGGGUCUCUUCACUUCUGAUCAGGUGCUGGCUAAUGAUGCAAGGUCAAGGGACACAGUCAAAUUAUUUGCAUCAAGUGAAAGAGCAUUUAAUGAUGCUUUUGUUGAAGCUAUAACCAAGAUGGGAAGGAUAGGUGUUAAAACAGGAGAUCAGGGUGAAAUAAGAUUUGAUUGCAGUAGGGUGAACUAA
Molecule: messenger RNA, 987 nt
Organism: Abrus precatorius (Indian licorice)
Lineage: Eukaryota; Viridiplantae; Streptophyta; Magnoliopsida; Fabales; Fabaceae
Product: peroxidase 16-like
Exons: 4
Coding region: 1-987 (328 amino acids)
Biological process (GO): hydrogen peroxide catabolic process; response to oxidative stress
Molecular function (GO): peroxidase activity; heme binding
Source: RefSeq, a predicted model, not a curated record